GCCCGCGCUCGCCUUCCUUCCUUCCUCCACCGGGCUACCAGCCAACCCACCACCCCCGUCGCACACACGAGCGCAGUCGCACGCUCUCGAGUUAACUACUAAACGCGCAAAAAAUAAAACUGCGAGAGGAGAGAAAAAAAAAAAUCCCCGAAGCUACUCCUCCCCCUCCCAUGCCUGCCCCCCUCGCCGCUGCCGCCGCCGCCGAAGUCGAGGAGAGUUGGACGACCGCCACCGGGAGCUUCGCCGGAGCAGGCGCCAGCCGUGGCCUCUCUCGCGGAGACGCCUCUGCUCCUCGGGCGCAGGCGGUAGCCGUCGCGGGGGCGCCCUGUGAGCCCUGAUCGGCGGCGGGCGGGGCGGCGGCGGGCUGGUUGGUGUGGAGCGUGGGCGGGGCCGGGCGAUGGCGCCGGCGAAGAGGAAGCGCGCGGCGGCGGCGGCGGCGGCGGCUGCAGCGGUGGCCGCGGCGAAGUGGAAGGUGGGCGACCUCGUGCUCGCCAAGAUGAAGGGCUUCCCGGCGUGGCCGGCCAUGAUAAGUGAGCCAGAGCAAUGGGGCCUGUCUUCUGUUAAGAAGAAGCUGCUGGUCUAUUUCUAUGGUACUAAACAGAUUGCUUUCUGCAAUUAUGCUGAUCUUGAGGCAUUCACUGAAGAGAAAAAGAGGUCUCUACUUGCCAGGCGACAUGGUAAAGGGGCUGAUUUUCUGAGAGCAGUUGAUGAGAUAAUUGAAGUUUAUGAUUCUUUAAAGGAGAAAGGUAAUAAUAAGCUUGACUUGGCUGCUGAUGAAGUGAAGCCAGGUAUAGAAAAGCUUGCUGAUAAUAAUAGCUGCAUGGAUACUGAAAGUCUAGUCAAUAGCUCCAAUAUGGAUAGUGAUAGACAACCAGAAGACCAUUCUGUCACUGGAAGGAGUCAUGACGUGGUCAAUUCUGAUGGACCUUCUGUCACUGUAAUGGGGGACCAGCAUUGUGUUGUAAAUUCUGCCCCCGACGAGCCUACUGAAAAUGUAUCCAUCCUUGAUGAAAUGAGGGAUAUCCCUUUGUCUACUAGUUCAUUUUCAAAGAAGCUAAGGGAUGCACAGCCACAGAAUUGCUAUACACGUAGCAGGGUUCCAUCGCUGCGGAAGUCAAGAAGUUCAAUAAGUAUUGAAUCAAGAAAGGCUCAAGGCUCUGGUAAACUUUUGGGUCAUACCAGUUUGGAUUCUAUUGAUUUGAUUCCUGAUGACAAUAAAGAAGAUUCCAAUCGUCAUGAAGAUGACAAAGCUAACUCAGGUUCUGUUUCAAAACAAGAUAAUGUUUGGUUGCAUUCAAGUGGAGGCGCCUUCAACCAACCUGAAACUUGUGAGACUAGUAACAUCAAUAAAAAGUUGAAUCCUCCUGCUAAGGUAGAUAGUACCUGUAACAGUGAAGCAUCUGACAAUGGAACUUCAGAGACAGAAUUGAAAUCGAAUGGUACAUCAAAUCUUCCCAUGACCACAGUAGCAAGUUUGAAGAGAAAAAGAAAAUCAAAUAGAAAGCCUCUUCCUCAUUCUAUAGAUUGUACAACACCAAAUAAAGAUGAAGAAUUGCAGGCUGAGUCAAGUGAAAACCUUGCAGAUUCUCCAAACUCAAAGAAUGAAGUGAAUAAGUCAGAUGGCGAUGAGCACUUGCCAUUAGUCAAAAGGGCAAGGGUUCGAAUGGGAAGGCCUCAGUUGAAGGACUCACCUGUUGAUGAGAUUGACGUUUCUAGUAACAAAACAGAGCUUGCUACACCUGCAAACCAAUGUGAUACACAUAGUACACAUGCAAUACCAGGCAAUGAUUAUUCAGCUGUUCAGGUGUCCGCUGUGGUAAAUACUGUUUCUAAUUCAUCAUCCAAAUUUUACAAGUCUGUCCUAUCAGGGGAAGGUAACCCUUCUUGGAAGAAUAAAGAAUACCAACCAAAGAUUUUAGCUUUGGAUGUGGAAGCUGCUUUGCCUCCCUCAAAACGCCUUCAUCGCGCCUUAGAAGCUAUGUCUGCUAAUGUUGCUGAAACUGAUAAUUGUCUACCUGAAGUGACUGGACCAAACGACUUGGUUUUAAACGGCUCUUUGUCUUUAGCAAACAACAAUUCUAAUAAAUCUGCAGAUGCAGUAGUCACAGCCUCCAAUAGAUCUGCAGUAGUUCAAAGCCCUAGACCAUCUUUGAACAUGGAAUUCGUGCAUAGCCCAACAGGCAAAACAUACACCUCAGAAUCAAUUUUACAAAAUAACAAUGUUCCUUCAGAAGCAAAUGAUAGUGACAAUCAUAUCAUGAUGAAAGGCGAUAUUUGUGAAGAAACCCAUAUGGACAGCAAAAAUACCGAUAGUUCCUUGGUUUGUAAUGAAGUUGAUAAUGUUGUCUGUGGGAACGUUUCAGCCCUUUGUAUGAAGUCGAGUGAGCCUGCUAUUGCUGUUACACUAACCACAUCUGUACCUGAUCGGUUAUCUUCAUCUUUGGAGAAAGCUGGUGGAAAUGCAGUCACAAAACCAAUCAUCGGCAAGGACACAAAACCAAUUGGCUCCGCUGUUUGUGAUGUUGACAGAAGUGCCGAGCCAAUUGACCUGACAAACAGCAAUGUGAUCACCGAUGCUAUGUACCGUGGUGAGACUGUUAUAGCUGAAUCAACAAACAAUAUGGGGGAUACAACAAGCAACUCUUCAUUGGCUACUAAAUGUUCCAGUAUAUUAUCCGAUGCAGACACCCGGGCAUUUGAAGUGCAUACAUUUUCAGCUUUGGCAUUGAAAGAACUUAACCACAGAAACCUAAAGGAUAAGAGCACUUCUCCGGAUUCAAUGCCAAUGAAAGAACUCAUAGCUGUUGCACAAGCUAGAAGAUUCUCUCGAUCAACUUCCUUUGCAGAUAACUUUCUAAAUGCCAAGUAUAUUCCUGAAACUUUAGUAAAUACACCUCCCAAGGAAGGAUCGCAAAGGCAGUUGUCACCUUCAAAUCGGAUAAUCAGGUCCACCUCGACAUAUGAUAAUUUUCAGUCUAGGAGUCCUUUUGAUAGUAUUCAACAUAAGAAAUUAGCAGGGCAUGAUGAAGCCAAUGCAGCACGAAGGGCUUUCAAAGAUUUCCUCGGUACACUGACGAGAACAAAAGAAAGUAUAGCACGUGCAACACGUCUUGCUAUUGAUUGUGCUAAAUUCGGCAUUGCUGGUGAGACAAUUGAUAUUAUCGUCGAGCACCUGGAAAAGGAAUCAAAUUUGUAUAAGAGGGUGGACCUCUUCUUUCUUGUGGAUUCAAUAACACAGUGCUCUCGCAAUCAGAAAGGUGGAGCUGGAGAUGUAUAUCCUUCUCUUAUUCAAGCAGUUCUACCUCGAAUACUCUAUGCUGCUGCACCUCCUGGAAACUCAGCAUGGGAGAAUCGAAGGCAGUGUCUCAAGGUUUUGAAACUUUGGCUUGAGAGAAAAACACUUUCAGAAUAUAUCAUCCGUCAUCAUAUUAGAGAAAUUGAGACUAUCAAUGAGGCAUCAUUUGGAAGUUCUCGCCGUCCUUCGAGGACAGAAAGAGCUCUAAAUGAUCCUUUGCGUGACAAUGAAGGAAUGCUUGUUGAUGAGUAUGGGAGCAAUGCUGGUUUCCAGCUACCCAACUUAAUUUGCACAAAAGUACUUGAAGAAGAGGAAGGAAGCUCCUCUGAAGAUCGGAGUUUUGAAGCUGUUACACCUGAACAGGAUGCCCAAGGUAAUGAUGACGAUGAAGAAUCUCAAAUGCCUGUGGAGAAGCACCGGCGUAUUCUUGAAGAAGUUGAUGGCGAGCUUGAGAUGGAGGAUGUAGCUCCACCUUCUGAAGUCGAAGUUAGCACCAAAUGCCGACCAGACCAAAGUGACACCAAGUCUACAUCUGAUCAAUACCCUUCAGAUGUUGGCCCUCCUCUUCCUAAUGAUAGGCCUCCAUCACCUCCGCCAUUGCCAUCAUCUCCUCCACCUGUGCCACCUCCUCCACCUGCGCCCAUUUCUCAGAGUUCACAGAUGCAGCCAAAAUUGCAAAUGACAUCUGAUCCUGUUGGGCUGCAUCCUCCAAGAGCUACCUAUAAUGUUCAAAGUCAACAACCACAUUCUACUGCAGAGCACUCAGGAAACAUGAAUCCUUCUGUGGCACCAUUGCCACCUCCACCAUUUUGUAAUUCGGGGUAUGGAGGGCAUCCGAAUCAGAUACCCCCUCCCCCGCCAAUGGCACCACUCAAUCCUCCUGGUCCUCAUGGGAAUUUCCCUGCACCCCCAGGAUCAUAUCAUGGAAAUAACUACCAUCGACCCCCAAAUGCAUCAAUACCUAAUGAGGGGUAUCAUUUGCAACCACCACCCCCUCCGCCUCUAAAUCAAUUCCCUUGUGUGCCACCAGAACCUCAACAAAGACCACCUCACUGGGGUAAUAACUGUUCAUCUUAUCCUGAGAGAUAUCGGUACAAUGGACAUGAUCGAGGUCAUCACAGACAAGAUAGAAGGCACGGGCAUGAUAGACAACACCAUUUUGAUGAUAGAGGAUAUCACUACGAUGAUAGAAGAUAUCACUAUGAUGAUAGAGCCCAUUACUUUGAUGAUAGAAGACAGCAUUUCGAUGACCGAGGACAUCACUUUGAUGAGAGAGCUAUUAGGGGACCAAUGCACCAUGAAGUUGGUGAGAGGGGAAGAUUUCCUCCUUUUCCGUCAGGGCCUCCUCCGAUUCCAGACCAUGUUGAAGCUUCACCAGCCCCGAUGCACUAUGGACAGCCAUCAGAUCCUCCACCAGGGCCUUGUGCAGGCUGGUCUAGGCCCCCUAGGAUAUCGAACUAUUCUCCCUCCAGACGUUCUGUGGAGCCUCUGGUUUCACAUGUAGCUGGAGGACAUGGUAGCUGGAGACCAAGAUGACCUUUUGCAACAUUGAAAUGGUAUGUUGUCCCAUUGGCAUUGCUCUGCGUUCGAGACUUUCCGCUUUGGUAAACUUGGAAGGCUGAGGUGGCUAAUCGUCUCCGUUCCAGUGGACUCCAGCGCGAAACCAUCCAGAAAGUGGCUAGACGUUACCUGCCUCCAUGUACAUAUGUAUCUUGGGAUUGUUCUGAGAAUGGAGAGCUGAAUCAUAGGGAUAGAUUGUCAUCUAUCUUAGCUGUAGAUUGUAUUGUUAGUCCGACGGUUUUCAAUUUCAUUUGGAGGAUUUUCAUCGUUUAUGUCCAUUCAUGUAUCCCUCCAGCCCUCAGACAACAGCUACUCUGGUGACUUAACUGUUUGAUUACAGCGUACAUAUGCCAAAAAGUAAAAUACAAAGCAUUUUGCCA
Molecule: messenger RNA, 5235 nt
Organism: Phragmites australis (common reed)
Lineage: Eukaryota; Viridiplantae; Streptophyta; Magnoliopsida; Poales; Poaceae
Product: protein HUA2-LIKE 2-like
Exons: 12
Coding region: 398-4831 (1477 amino acids)
Biological process (GO): regulation of transcription by RNA polymerase II
Cellular component (GO): nucleus
Molecular function (GO): transcription coregulator activity; double-stranded DNA binding
Source: RefSeq, a predicted model, not a curated record